Molecule: messenger RNA, 2011 nt
Organism: Schistocerca nitens (vagrant locust)
Lineage: Eukaryota; Metazoa; Arthropoda; Insecta; Orthoptera; Acrididae
Product: ankyrin repeat and protein kinase domain-containing protein 1-like
Exons: 7
Coding region: 346-1233 (295 amino acids)
Cellular component (GO): nucleus; cytoplasm
Molecular function (GO): protein binding
Source: RefSeq, a predicted model, not a curated record
CAAAAUAACUUUACCUGUGAAAUGAAAGUUCACCUCCUUUAACGUAUUUUUCCGUGCAACCCAACGCUGCACAGGAGUUCACCAUUAUAAUACAAGAACGUUGGCAGGUUGAUCUGUAUCCUCACACAUUCAUUAUGAAUAUGAGACAGGAGCCAGAGGAUUAUGAGAAUGAGUUUACAGAAUGUCCACCAAUAACUGCAGAAUGCAGUGCCCGUAUCAAGGAAGAUCCUGAGCUGGAUCUAGGUGUGGAUGUGAUUGAGAAUGGUGUUGCUCAGCGGUCUGCAAGUUUGUAGAAGGUACUUUAAGGGAAAAGUUAUAAAUCUGGCCUGACACCUUUAUACUUGAAUGAUGUUCUGCAGAAGUACUACUUGGUUCAUCUGCAUUUUUUUUACUAUGGUCGUGGCUGCUGCGUACAGUGAUCCACAUUCUAUUAAAGGAUCAUCCCCAACAGUACCAGUUCAGGAGAAUAAGGACACAGCAGCUGUUGACCUGGAGCCACCAUCAAAAAUCAGGUCGCCAGCCGCUACAGACAGCGGGGCCAGCCCUUCCGCACAACCGCACAGCCGCCGCAGCCGCUCCCCCGUCUCGACUGCAACGUCCUCGGCUACCUGCAGCGGUCGUCCACUUAACGUAACCGCCGUCUCUCUCCUUCGGAAACUAUCUGCAGAGGAGAAGGGGAAGAGGCUGAUUGAGGUGGCUGACCAGGGAACAGUGGACGAGCUGGAGACGCUACUCGCCGCUGGUGCGGACUUGGGGUCUCGGGACGUGAACACGUGGACUCCUAUGCACUUUGCGGCAUUAAGAGGAAAUGUAGAGAUAGUGAAAUGCCUGCUCAGGAAUGGGGCGUUGGUGGACAUCAGGGAUAUCACACAGCAGACGCCUCUGCACGUUGCUGCAAGCAGUGGCAACGCCGCUGUAGCGCAGUUGCUGGUGGCGUUCUCUGCGGACCCCCACGCCAGGAGGAAUGACGGGAGCACACCGCUGCACAUGGCUGCGUGGAGUGGUCGUGCAGCUGUGGUGCGGGUGCUUGUGGCUGCUUCUGCCGACGUCAACGCCAGAGAUAACAAAGGACUGACGCCGCUGCACAGAGUGGCAUGGAAUGGCAACGCAGAGGUGGUGAGAGUGCUGCUGGGUGCAGGAGCUGACAGGCAAGCCAAGGACGACACAGGGAGAACCCCACUGGACAUCGCCAGGGAGAACAACAGACAGCAGAUAAUAGACUUGCUAACAUGAGGUGACUUUGUAGGCCAUAUGAAGCUGUCAGCCCAACAAACAAGUCUGGGGAAAGAAGAAAAGAACGACUUCAAUUUCUUUUUAAAAUUAAGAGGAUAAAAAAAAGGCAAACCUGCAGUCAUUCUUUGUAUACAUAUUUACACAGUACAUGUAACUACAAACAAUCCUUAAUGAAAUCCUAAAGAGAAUCAAAAAAUACUUUGUUACCAAUAAACUUCAGUCUUUUACGUUAUUUGAUUUUAACAAAGUACAAUGUACGUGGUAGAAGCAUCGUUCAUGCUGUUUGAACUGCUGCAAAUUUCACAAUACCUAGAUUAUUGCCAUAUAAGUUUGUGUUCACAUGUAAAGCCAUUUGCACAUAGUGCAUUAAAUUUUGUUGGUGGCUAAAUUCUGACAUUAUAAGUAAUAUUCAGACAACACUGGGUCUAAAAAAUGGUUCAAAUGGCUCUGAGCACUACGGGACUUAACAUCUAUGGUCAUCAGUCCCCUAGAACUUAGAACUACUUAAACCUAACUAACCUAUGGACAGCACACAACACCCAGUCAUCACGAGGCAGAGAAAAUCCCUGUCCCUGCCGGGAAUCGAACCCGGGAACCCGGGUGUGGGAAGCGAGAACGCUACCGCACGACCACGAGCUGCGGACACUGGGUCUAACCUCAGACUGAAUUUCCUCAUGUAUCUGCUGUACAGAUGGUUCACUAUUGAAAUGUGCUACUUACUGGAAUCAAGGAAAACGUGAAAGAGAGGACCCACCAAUAUAACUUUCUUUUUAUGCUA